AAAGAAAUUAAAAACAAAUAAAUAAAUCCUUGGACCAAAAUGUCCUCAUGUUGCUUUGGGUAAGAGUGUAGAACCCAAAACCAUAACCAGUUUGUGAGUGCGUUUGAAAUUGAUGAAGAAGUGGCCUUUGAACGAAAAUCUCCUUUUUGCCCUCACCUCCUCACCUCUUUCCCGCCAAACAAAACUGUCAAAUUUUCAUACAAAAGCUUAUCAUUGCAUUCAACAGCUUCGAAAUUGUAAAGAUUUCAUUUCUGCAACCUUAGCACACUCCAACGUUUUAAAGUGUGGUUUCUUAAACGACACCUUCGCCACCAACCAUCUUAUAAACUGCUAUGUUAGACUCCAAGAAAUACAGGAUGCACACCAAGUGUUUGAUGAAAUGCCGGAACCAAAUGUCGUGUCGUGGACUUCGCUUAUGGCGGGUUAUGUUGAUGUGGGUCAACCCAAAAUGGCUCUUUGGCUCUUUUGGAAAAUGCCCGGAAGUUCGGUCAUGCCCAAUGAAUUUACUUUGGCGACUGUGAUUAAUGCUUGUUCUACCCUUGCUGAUGUCAAAGUAGGGAGAAGAAUUCAUGCGCAAGUUGAAAUAUUGGGUUUUCGAUCUAAUCUUGUUGUUUGUUCUUCACUUGUUGAUAUGUAUGGAAAAUGUAAUGAGGUUGAUGAAGCUCGACGGGUUUUUGACAUAAUGGAUUCUAGGAAUGUUGUUUCUUGGACUUCAAUGAUCACAGCAUACGCCCAAAAUGCACAAGGCCACAAUGCACUCCAAAUUUUUAGAGAAUUCAGUAGCUUAACGUUGGACCAUCCAAAUCAUUUCAUGUUGGCUAGCAUAAUAAAUGCUUGUGCGAGCUUGGGUAGACUGGUUUCCGGGAAAGUCACACAUGGAGCAGUGAUUCGUCGUGGCCAUGAUUCAAAUGAUGUGGUUGCAAGUGCACUUGUGGACAUGUAUGCCAAAUGUGGGUCUGUUAGUUAUUCAGAAAAUGUCUUCAUGAGGAUUCCAAAUCCUUCUGUGAUUUCAUAUACUUCAAUGAUUGUAGGUGCUGCAAAAUAUGGGCUUGGGAAGCUAUCUCUCAAUCUCUUCAAAGAAAUGAUUGAUAGAAGAAUAAAACCCAAUGAUGUCACCUUUGUUGGAGUUUUACAUGCUUGUAGUCACUCAGGGCUAAUUGAUGAAGGCCUUGAACACUUGAAGUCCAUGUAUAUGAAACAUGGGGUAUUGCCAGAUGCCAAGCAUUAUACUUGCGUUGUUGAUAUGCUUGGUCGAACUGGUCGUCUUGAUGAGGCCUACCAAUUAGCAAAAUCUAUCCAAGUAGAGUCUGAUGAAGGGGCUUUGCUGUGGGGUACACUUCUUUCGGCUAGUAGGCUUCAUGGAAGGGUAGAUAUUGCAGUUGAAGCCAGUAAACUGCUAAUAGAAUCCAAUCAACAAGUAGCAGGUGCAUAUGUAACAUUAUCAAAUGCUUAUGCAUUGGCUGGGGAGUGGGAGAAUGUUCAUAGUCUACGGUCUCAAAUGAAGCGUACCGGAAUUUACAAGGAACCUGGUUGUAGUUGGGUUGAGAUUAAGGAUUCAACUUAUGUGUUCUAUGCUGGAGAUGUAGCUUCAUGUCCACGGGAGAGAGAAGUGAUGAGUUUGUUGAGGGAGUUGGAGGAGAGAAUGAAGGAAAGAGGGUAUGUUGGAGGAAGUAUGGGUUUGGUGUUUGUUGAUGUGGAACAGGAGGCUAAAGAAGAAAUUGUGGGACUGCACAGUGAGAGAUUGGCAUUAGCUUUUGGACUAAUAAACAUACCUAAAGGAGUGACAAUCAGAGUGAUGAAGAACUUGAGAAUGUGUAGGGACUGUCAUGAGGCUUUCAAGCUUAUUAGUGAUAUUGUUGAAAGGGAUUUUGUUGUAAGAGAUGUGAACAGAUUUCAUCAUUUUAGAAAUGGAUCUUGCACAUGCAGAGAUUUCUGGUAAUGAUCAGCCGAUCAUAAAAUUUAAAAUGUUAUGAUUAUGACUAUAUA
Messenger RNA from Quercus lobata, 1986 nucleotides. Its product is annotated as Tetratricopeptide repeat (TPR)-like superfamily protein. The transcript has a single exon. Gene Ontology annotation, molecular function: RNA binding; protein binding; zinc ion binding. NCBI's taxonomy places the organism in Eukaryota, Viridiplantae, Streptophyta, Magnoliopsida, Fagales, Fagaceae. The record is from RefSeq and is a predicted model, not a curated record. Bases 113 to 1939 code for a protein of 608 amino acids. Gene Ontology annotation, biological process: RNA modification.